AUGAUGGCAGUUGGUGAAUUAGAGAUCUCCACCAACUCUGAUACCGUUGAAAUGGUGCACUCCCGGUUGACAACACCGCUGGUGCACAGUGACUUCCCCAUUAUAACAGGCGGGAAGUGGGAGGAGAACCGCACAUCGACGACCAGGAAGCCUGGCCAGCAGAGGCAGCGUGUCGCGCCGUGGCCGGGAGCGGUGAGGGCGGGUGACGUCUCGGACAAGCCACAGGAGGAGCACAGCGAGAUGCGCGAGUGCCUGUCCCUCCACAUCGGCCAGGCCGGCGUGCAACUCGGCAAUGCAUGCUGGGAACUGUACUGCCUGGAGCACCGCAUCAAGCCCGACGGUAAAAUGCGCCCUCCAAAGUCCGGCGGCUUGCAAGACGACUCCUUCCACACCUUCUUCAGCGAGACCGGGGCGGGGAAGCUCGUUCCCCGGGCCGUCUUCAUCGAUCUGGAGCCCACCGUGGUAGAUGAGGUCCGUACCGGCACCUACCGACAGCUCUUCCACCCUGAGCAGCUGAUCACCGGCAAGGAGGACGCGGCUAACAACUACGCCCGGGGCCACUGCUCCAUCGGCAAGGAGAUCGUGGAUUUGGUCCUGGAUCGCAUCCGGAAGCUGGCUGAUCUGUGCACGGGGCUCCAGGGUUUCCUCAUCUUCCACAGUUUCGGAGGAGGCACCGGCUCCGGUUUCACCUCCCUCCUGAUGGAGAGGCUCUCCGUCGACUACGGCAAGAAAUCCAAGCUGGAGUUUUCCGUCUACCCGGCUCCCCAGAUCUCCACCGCGGUGGUCGAGCCCUACAACGCGUUGCUGGUCACCCACAGCACCCUGGAGCACUCCGACUGCGCCUUCCUGGUGGACAACGAGGCCAUUUACAACAUCUGCCAGCGCAACCUGGACAUCGAGUGCCCGACCUACACCAACCUCAACCGCCUGGUGGCGCAGGUGGUGUCCUCCAUCACGGUCUCUCUGCGGUUCGAGGGCGCCCUCAACGUGGACCUGACGGAGUUCCAGACCAACCUGGUCCCCUACCCCCGCAUCCACUUCCCCCUGACCACCUACGCCCCCCUCAUCUCGAAGGAAGAGAACGAGGACACCUGGCACACCACGCUGAAGAUCACCAAGGCCUGCUUCAAGCCAGGCAACCAGAUGGUCAAGUGCGACCUCCACUCUGGCAAGUACAUGGCGUGCUGUAUGCUGUACCGAGGGGACGUGCCGGCGAAGGAGAUCAACACCUCCAUCGCCACCAUCAAGAGCAUGCGUGCGGUCAGCUUUGUGGAUUGGUGCCCAACCGGAUUCAAGGUCGGGAUCAACCAGCAGGCACCAACGCUGGUGCCAGGGGGUGACCUGCCCAGGCUCUCCCGUGCCGUCUGCAUGCUGAGCAACACCACCGCCAUCUCUUCGGCCUGGACCCGCCUGAACCUCAAGUUCGACAAGAUGUACGCCAAGCGGGCCUUCGUGCACUGGUACGUGGGUGAGGGCCUGGAGGAAGGGGAAUUCCAGGACUCACGGGAGGACUUGGCCUCCCUCGAGAGGGAUUACGAAGAGGUGGGCUACGACACAAUAUAUGGGGAUGGAGAAAAAGAGAGAGAGAGAGAAAUACAAACGCAGUUGGACAGAUGA
Molecule: messenger RNA, 1617 nt
Organism: Hemiscyllium ocellatum (epaulette shark)
Lineage: Eukaryota; Metazoa; Chordata; Chondrichthyes; Orectolobiformes; Hemiscylliidae
Product: tubulin alpha-1B chain-like
Exons: 7
Coding region: 1-1617 (538 amino acids)
Biological process (GO): microtubule cytoskeleton organization; mitotic cell cycle
Cellular component (GO): cytoplasm; microtubule
Molecular function (GO): GTP binding; structural constituent of cytoskeleton
Source: RefSeq, a predicted model, not a curated record